GUUAUCGGUUCUCUCUGACAAGAGGCUUUGAAUAUCUGCAUCGUAAGAUUGAAUUGACCAUAAUGAACUGUCGUCUGCUAGUGUCGUUUGUCAUCGUUGGACUUGUUAUUCAUCAAGUCUCAGCACAGGCUGGUGGCUCGUGCGCAGGAUGUUGUGACUGUGGAUAUAUGAAUGGUUGCUACUGCGAUGAAUAUUGCCAGAACAACAAUGAUUGCUGCUCAGAUUACACUGCUAAUUGUGCCUUCAACGACCCCUGUUCGUCCGCUCCAUGUUUGAAUGGCGGUACUUGUGCCCAAGGUCAAGGUACUUCUUAUUAUUGCACUUGUCUGUCAGGAUAUAGCGGGCAAAACUGUGAAGAUUUCGACGCUUGUUCGUCCGCUCCAUGUUUGAACGGCGGUACUUGUACUGACGGUGAAGGGACUUCUUAUGAUUGCAGUUGUCCAUCAGGAUAUAGAGGUCAAAACUGUGGCGAGAUUGUUAGUACCUGUCAAUGGCGUUGUGGUGGUCCAGGAAUAGGAGGGUGUUGGUGUGAUUCAUCUUGCAGAAAUCUUGGUGAUUGCUGUGAAGAUUACAAUGCAUACUGUCAACUAGACGGAUGUCUCUCCUCUCCGUGUCAGAAUGGAGGCACUUGUAUCAACAAUGCAGGGUCGUAUUCAUGCGAGUGUCCAAAUGGAUUUAGUGGUUUCAACUGUAAAGAUUUUGACGCCUGUUCGUCCGCUCCAUGUUUGAACGGCGGUGUUUGUACUGACGGUGAAGGGACUUCUUAUGAUUGCAGUUGCAUGAAUGGAUAUUAUGGGGAUGUUUGUCAACACUUUAACUGGUGUUCAUCUUCUCCUUGUCUUAAUGGAGGAACCUGUAAUAACACUGAAAGUUACUAUACCUGUUUCUGCUCUGUCGGUUUCACCGGACAAAACUGCGAAUCAACCCAAGAGAUCGGUACCUGUCAGGGGCGCUGUGGAGGAGCAGGCCAGGGAGGAUGUUACUGUGAUUCUGUUUGCCAGAACCUAGGUGAUUGCUGUGAAGAUUACAAUAUAUAUUGUCAAUCUGGAAAUGAUACCAACCCUUGUGAUUCUGGGCCCUGUCUGAACGGUGGAGUAUGCCAUGACGGAUACAAUAAUUCAUUUGUGUGUUCAUGUCCCAGUGGAUACUAUGGACAAUACUGUCAAUAUUAUCAUGGAAAUGAUACGAACCCUUGUGAUUCUGGACCCUGUCUGAACGGUGGAGCAUGCUAUGAAGGAUACAACAAUUCAUUCGUGUGUUCCUGUCCCAGCGGAUAUUAUGGGAAAUACUGCCAAUAUCAUGAUGGAAACGAUACCAACCCUUGUUAUUCUGGACCAUGUCUGAACGGUGGAUCAUGCUAUGAACAAUAUAAUAAUUCAUUUUGGUGCUACUGCCCCAGUGGAUACUAUGGGCAAUAUUGUCAAAAUCAUGAUGGAAAUGAUACCAACCCUUGUGAUUCUGGACCCUGUCUGAACGGUGGAGCAUGCCAUGAAGGAUACAACAAUUCAUUUUGGUGUUCCUGUCCCAGCGGAUACUAUGGACAAAACUGCCAAUAUCAUGAUGGAAAUGAUACGAACCCUUGUGAUUCUGGACCCUGUCUGAACGGUGGAGCAUGCUAUGAAGGAUACAACAAUUCAUUCGUGUGUUCCUGUCCCAGUGGAUAUUAUGGGAAAUACUGUCAAUAUCAUGAUGGAAACGAUACCAACCCUUGUUAUUCUGGACCAUGUCUGAACGGUGGAUCAUGCUAUGAACAAUAUAAUAAUUCAUUUUGGUGCUACUGCCCCAGUGGAUACUAUGGGCAAUAUUGUCAAAAUCAUGAUGGAAAUGAUACCAACCCUUGUGAUUCUGGACCCUGUCUGAACGGUGGAGCAUGCCAUGAAGGAUACAACAAUUCAUUUUGGUGUUCCUGUCCCAGCGGAUACUAUGGACAAUACUGUCAAUAUCAUAAUGAGAUCGGUACCUGUCAGGGGCGCUGUGGAGGAGCAGGCCAGGGAGGAUGUUACUGUGAUUCUGUUUGCCAGAACCUAGGUGAUUGCUGUGAAGAUUACAAUAUAUAUUGUCAAUCUGGAAAUGAUACCAAUCCUUGUGAUUCUGGGCCCUGUCUGAACGGUGGAGUAUGCCAUGACGGAUACAAUAAUUCAUUUGUGUGUUCAUGUCCAAGUGGAUACUAUGGACAAUACUGUCAAUAUUAUCAUGGAAAUGAUACGAACCCUUGUGCUUCUGGACCCUGUCUGAACGGUGGAGCAUGCCAUGAAGGAUACAACAAUUCAUUCGUGUGUUCCUGUCCCAGUGGAUACUAUGGGGAAUACUGUCAAUAUCAUGAUGGAAACGAUACCAACCCUUGUUAUUCUGGACCAUGUCUGAACGGUGGAUCAUGCUAUGAACAAUAUAAUAAUUCAUUUUGGUGCUACUGCCCCAGUGGAUACUAUGGGCAAUAUUGUCAAAAUCAUGAUGGAAAUGAUACCAACCCUUGUGAUUCUGGACCCUGUCUGAACGGUGGAGCAUGCCAUGAAGGAUACAACAAUUCAUUUUGGUGUUCCUGUCCCAGCGGAUACUAUGGACAAUACUGUCAAUAUCAUAAUGGAAAUGAUACGAACCCUUGUGAUUCUGGACCCUGUCUGAACGGUGGAGCAUGCUAUGAAGGAUACAACGAUUCAUUCGUGUGUUCCUGUCCCAGCGGAUAUUAUGGGAAAUACUGUCAAUAUCAUGAUGGAAACUUCUGUGCCUCUGCACCUUGCAUGAAUGGUGGAUCAUGCUACAAUAAUUCGUGUCACUGCCCCAGUGGAUACGUUGGGGAUACUUGUCAAUAUGAAAUUGACGCCUGUAUGUCUAGUCCUUGUCAAAAUGGAGGAACCUGUCACUCAUAUGCGGGCAAUUUCUACUGCAGUUGUCCUCUUUAUUUCUCUGGAGUAUAUUGCGAGUAUUACAUGUAAUAAAACAAGAAUCAUUUAGAAGUAUCACAGCGCAUUGAAAAAUGAGGAGGAAGACAUUGAUUACUGCUAUAAUAAAUUAUUACUUGAAUACUGUUUUUUAAUGGAAACAAUAUCACCGAAGUAUCACAGUGCAUUGAAAAUGAGGAGGAAGACAUCGAUUGCUGCUAUAAUCAACUAUUACCUGAAUACUGUUUUUUUUUAUGGAAACAAUAAUAUUGCUUGGCGUCAUAAAAGACGCGAUAAAAUGGAGACUCUUGAUAUUCCAAGAAGAAAGUCCUCAUUGCGCUUGUAAAGGUUUAUGAUGACGUAAAAUUAAUAAAGCAUAUACAUCUUUGAUUUACUAAGAUAAGAAAACAGAUUGUAUGAAAGAGAAAUGUUAAGAAUGGGAUUUCUCAAGAAUAGGAUACUCCUCACUCUUUAAAGUUUAUAAUAGAAACAAAAUCUUAUGGAUGAGUUAUUAUUAGUGAGCCUUUUGCAUUAUUCACGAUUACAUAGAUGGUUUUGCAACAAAGAAUAGGCCUGUACAAGAGUGGCGCUCUUGCAGAUGGGCGUUACCCAUCUAAUUUCAUUUAUUAUUUCUUUCUUCAGCGGCGGGAUACAGCGGCACAUAGGAGAAGGGCGUCUUCUCCCUGUGUCGGGUUCAAAACUUUCAAGUGAAAACAUUAAAUUAUUAAAUAAUGUCACUUUUGGUUACCCUGAUGAGCGUUAUACAAUCUUAUAAGAGUUAUAUACAGCUCAAGCAGCUCUGAGUCCGUUAGUAGGCCCUUACAGGCCUACACAAUUUAUUUAAGGUAUCUUUAAAAUGUUUGCCUCCAUAACAAGUCAAUGUAUCGUGUAAAAUCAUGGACAAUGUUCCUCCAUGGUUAGUCGUAUCAAUUAACGUAAUAAACUUUUUUUUAAAUGUCUCCCCUC
Molecule: messenger RNA, 3845 nt
Organism: Lytechinus pictus (painted urchin)
Lineage: Eukaryota; Metazoa; Echinodermata; Echinoidea; Temnopleuroida; Toxopneustidae
Product: neurogenic locus Notch protein-like
Exons: 25
Coding region: 63-2933 (956 amino acids)
Biological process (GO): Notch signaling pathway
Molecular function (GO): calcium ion binding; Notch binding
Source: RefSeq, a predicted model, not a curated record